AUGACAAACCACGACCCUCACACCCCAGCUAUGCUCCCGCCGCCAGUCCCGUCUGCCAGCAAAACUCCUUCUCCAGCCGCCCUUUCUCGCGCUCUCUCCGACCUCACCCUGUCGACGCCUGUUCCCCUUUCCUCGUCUGCGACUUCCGGCAAGACGAUGCGAACGCGCACACGAAGCGGUUCGCCGGCCUCGUCGCCCGGCCAGUCGUCCUCUGGCAGCUCCAUCUUUGACCGACCUUCCGCCUCCUCGCAUUCGACUCGCGACAGCACCCUCGAAGCGAUGGCCCGACCUCAUCUGCAAGGUGCUUCAACGUCUAUGUCGGCUGUAUCGGCGGCUGGAGGUGGCGGGAGGAAGGCGAGUGUCAGCCUGCAGCUGUUCAAAGAGACGGCGAGGUCUGCGGCGGAACGAGGGAGAGGAGGCGACGACGCAGCAAAGAGGAGCGGCAGCCGAGAGUCGCCGUCCAAGUCGCGGCACCCGUCUAGCUCGUCUGGGAAGGGCAAGGAGCGGGAGCAGACGAUCACCCUGCCAAGCGGCGAGGGGUUCGUGACGUUCUCCUCUCCGCUCGCUUCGCCCGAUGCGACAAUCUUUGCGCCGCUACCCUACCCUGCGACUAGCCAACCCUGUCCCUCGCGAUCUCGCAACCCCUCACGGCCGCCGAGUCGCCUCGGCACUCGUUCACCCAGCGUCUCGUCUCACCCGUUCCCGGCAUCUCCUUCGAAGUCUUUCCAUCAGCACCAGAUCCCGCUCUCCGCGACCUCGUCUCCUCACGCUCACCCCAUCCCGACAGCGCCAACUCCAUCUCACCCUUCUCCGUCCGGCUUGUCAACCUCGCGACCUGUCAGCCCCCAUCUCCCCGCACAACACGCCCUCCCGCUCUCCCGUUCGCACUACAGCCCGCAUUCGCAUUACAGCCCGCGCAGCGUCGGGACGAGCAGUCCUGUACCCGAACUGACCGCCUUCGACAACAUGCGGCACGUCGGGCUGGGCGAGCCUGCACUCCCCUUGCCGUCAAGCGUGCUCAGUCCUGGAUCGUCUAGGCUGCACGAGCCCGCGCUGCAGUUUGACGAGGAGGCGGUGGAGGAAGACGAGGGAGAGGCGACUUUGUCGCUGCAGCAGUCGCCGCCGAGCGAAGCUUCUGCUCCCUCCUCGUCCGGCCUCAAGCUUGUGUACUCCCCCCGCCUCUCCUUUGACGCGAGCAAGAGCAACACGCCCAGCCAUUCUCCCCCGCUCGGUCGGCGGCACACGCGGACGAAGGACGACGGCUCGAAGGAGGUGCACUCGACUUCGGCAGCUCUGGCGAUCCCUUCGCCGUCGACUGUCGGUCGCGUCGGAUUCUCCGAUCUCGUCCAGAUGCACGAGGCAUACCCGCCUGCAUCGACCGCCGAGACGACCGAGGACGAGCGGACCGAGUACGACAGCUGGACUGGUAGCACGAGCGACACAGGUACCGAGUCUUCGGGUGAAGAGUCGUAUUCGGGCGACGAGGCGAGCCAGGCAGAUGGUGAAGAGGACGGCGAGGGCUCGGGCGCGAAGGAGGAAGAGUACGAGGUCGACAUGGGCGCGUUGCAGGACAAGCUGGCGCAAGGAGGAGGAGGCGAAGUGUCGAUCCGCCGAGACGAGAACCGCGCGAGCGACUUCAAGAGCCGGCUUGUCGGCGGAGACGGCAGGACCAGCUCGACUGUCCCGCUCGAGCCGUUUCGCCAUCAGGUCGGCGGGCACAGCCAUAUCUUCCGCUUCUCGAAGAAGGCGGUCUGCAAGCCGCUCACCUCGCGCGAGAACCAGUUUUACGAAGCCCUCGAGCGAGUCAGCCCUCGCCUGCUCGCCUUUGUCCCGCAGUACCUCGGCGUCCUCAACGUCACCUACCGGCGUGCUCCCUCCGCCGUGCCGAACCCGGUCGACGAGCUCAGCCGGCUUGCAUCCGAAGAGCAGGGCGGCGCUCGCCUUUCGCGGCGGCACUCGUCGCCGGCCGGUACAGGCGUCUCCUCGCCCGCUCGGCGAGUCUUCCGGCAGAAAGCCGAGCGCGAGGAGGAGGUGCCGGAGGUCACGCUGGAGCGGAACCGGCACAUCAUCCCCGACAGCAUGGUCUGGGACGCCGUCAAAGGAUUGCGCAAGUCGAACGGUCGACGCCGCCGCAGGGCUGGUGAACGCUCGACCGACCCCGAGACGAUGGCGAAUGACUCGCCCGGCGGCGGCAUGCUUUCGUCGCCCGACUUUGCGCCCUCUUCGUACUCGAUCACCGGCAGCGUUGGGGAGCAGACUCAGCUCGCACAGCUCCCGCACUUCCCGCCUCUCGCCGCUUCGCCUUCGGCCACCUCGAUCGCACCUGUCCCUCCGACACCCAACUCGACUCCUACCGACGUCUCGUACGUCGACGGCAGGUCUCGAGGCCGCGUCGUCUCGUCCGAUUUUUCGACCUUGCCUUCCGCCUUCGCUCGCCGCUUCUCGCCAAACCGGCCUGACUCCCUCUAUCCGCCUUCGCCCGGCUCAUUCGCCUCCUAUCGCGGCUCGCCAAGCAUCGCCGGGACCGGCCAGACGAAGGUCAACACGAAGCUGUGCGAGCAGGUUCUUCGCGAGGUCUUCAGCUCGCCGAAGCUGCGCGAAGGGCGACGUGGCUGGAAGGAGGGCAAGCGGCGCAAGAUGCGGAGCAUGCACAGUACGAGCGACGUACCCCCCCCCCCCGCCGCUCUGAGGGAAGAGGCGGGUCAGGCUGACGCGGACGAGCGAGGAAACUCGACGGAGCGAGGCGAAGGAACGAGUCCAGGCGGGCAUAGUCUUCGGCCUUCGCUGCGCGAGACCCACAGCGCGAUCUACACGCCUGUCUCUCACGAGGACGAGCACGGGGACCCCGACCACGGCAAUACCGCGGACGCCGAGAACGAAGAGCCGGCGAGUCCGCGUCGCGGUUCAGCCGACUCGAUCCCGCUCGGCGCACCGCUUGGUCGCCGGCCUUCGACUUUGGCGGAGGAUAUGUUCGCGAUGGACGAUGUCGACGAGAAUGCCGCCUCGAACGGACGAGCAAUCCCGGUCCUGCCAUCGCCUGUCCGCCGUUCUUUCGACGCCAUCGCCUCUCCACUCGGGCGCGUUCAGCCGCACUCGCCUUCUUCGCUCGCUCCCGCAUUUCCUACUCCCGAUGCUCGCUCGCCUGUCGCCGGCCCGACACCUCCUCCAGCUGCGACGCCGUCUCGCCAGGAGCAGUUCAUCCUGAUGGAGGACUUGACCGGCAGCCUCAAGAAGCCGUGCGUGCUCGAUCUUAAGAUGGGCACGAGGCAGUACGGUAUCCUGGCGACGCCGGAGAAGAAGAAGAGUCAGACCAAGAAGUGCUCGAAGACGACGAGUCACGAUCUUGGCGUGCGGAUCUGUGGCAUGCAAGUCUACAAAGUCGAUGAGGACUCGUACACGUUUCAGGACAAGUACUUCGGCCGCAAAGUCAAGAUCGAAGAGUUCCCCUGGGUCCUCGCUUCGUUCCUCCACGACGGCGAAUCCGUUCUCGCCUACCACAUCCCCGAGAUCCUCCGCCAGCUCUAUCGCCUCGCCUCGAUUGUCUUCGCCCUCGACCGCUUCCGCUUCUACGCUGCAUCGCUGCUCCUCAUCUACGACGGCGACCCCGACGUCCAGGCCGAGUACAAGGCGAGCGUUCUCGCGCAGAUGGCCGAGCCGCACACGACGUCGACGCAGCUCAAAACCAUGUCGUCGAGCUUGCCAAACGAGCCGAACGCUUGGCCUCCGUUCGGCGGAUCGUGCGAGACGCUCGCCCCGGCAAACGGCGCCAUGAAGCGCCGCCCUCGGUCGAUGUCGGUCGGUGGAAACGACGAAGACGAGGAGGACAACUCGGACAGUCGCGCUCCUCUCGCCGCACCGUCUCACCGGCACUCGCACGGCCACCACAGCCACCGCAAGGACGGAGACCGCUCGCACUGCCGCUCUCGCAGCAAGAAGCGCAAAGUGCCAGGCGCCGUCACCAUCCGCUUGAUCGACUUUGCGCAUUGCACUACUGGCGACGACUUCAUCCCGCCCGAAGAGGCCGCCGACCUCGACCUCGACCUCGAACCAGGCGACAUCGCGCCUGACGGCCGGAUCGUCGCUCGCUUCCCGCCUACGCACCCGAACCAGCCCGAUCUCGGCUUCGCACUCGGCUUGCGCAGUCUGUGCGCCGCUUUGCGGAUGAUCUGGGCGGACGAGGUUCGGGCGGGUCGCCUCGAAGGCAUGGAUCGCGACCUGCACGUCGAGGGCGAGGAGGUCUUCCGCAAGGCAUGGGGCCCACUCGCCGACGAGGAGGACCUGCUGGUGUCGGGCCUUUCGCCGGAAACCGUGUACGACUUGUCGACGGCAUGA
This is a messenger RNA of Rhodotorula toruloides NP11, 4332 nucleotides long. Its product is annotated as inositol-hexakisphosphate kinase. Lineage: Eukaryota; Fungi; Basidiomycota; Microbotryomycetes; Sporidiobolales; Sporidiobolaceae. Gene Ontology annotation, cellular component: cytoplasm; nucleus. Gene Ontology annotation, molecular function: inositol hexakisphosphate kinase activity. Bases 1 to 4332 code for a protein of 1443 amino acids. The record is from RefSeq and is a predicted model, not a curated record. Gene Ontology annotation, biological process: inositol phosphate biosynthetic process; phosphatidylinositol phosphate biosynthetic process. The transcript has 3 exons.